AUGUCCCAACAGAAGAGGUUCUGCGGUAUCGGCAUAUAUUCCUUCAGCUGUUUUGCAAUACUACUAUAUAUAAUUGAUAAAUCUAUUGCUCAGUUGGAUGGUUACGUGCCUGGUGAUGAUUACCCAGUCUUCACCGAGGUGCCAAAGGGUCUAUCAUUCACCUGCAAUGACAAAAUACCAGGAUAUUAUGCUGAUACUGAGACCAUGUGUCAGGUGUGGCAUUGGUGCGUGCCGAGUAUAGGAGGGAAUGUUAUGUACUCAUUUGUCUGUGCUCCAGGAACUGUCUUCAAUCAGAGGCUAAGAGUCUGUGAUUGGUUUUAUAAGGUGGACUGUCAGAACUCUCCAGGGUACUACGGGAUCAACGAGGAUCUAUAUAAGGAUGAAACAGGGAAUUACAUCGCUGGCAAAAAGUAG
Messenger RNA from Achroia grisella, 414 nucleotides. RefSeq names its product U-scoloptoxin(01)-Cw1a-like. Gene Ontology annotation, cellular component: extracellular region. The record is from RefSeq and is a predicted model, not a curated record. Gene Ontology annotation, molecular function: chitin binding. NCBI's taxonomy places the organism in Eukaryota, Metazoa, Arthropoda, Insecta, Lepidoptera, Pyralidae. The transcript is spliced from 4 exons. The coding region runs from base 1 to 414 and encodes 137 amino acids.